CCUUACUUGGAGAGGGGGUUGGCUCGGAGCUUCAUGAACCUGAUAUCAUACCACAGCAUUUAUCAAUACUGUUCUUGUUUCUUCGGGCAUACGAGACACCCAGAAUAAGCUAUCUUCGUUUCACAGUUCGAGUUCUGUUUACUUGUGGGCGUCAUUUUCUUCCUAUUUGUCAUGGCGUCAGACUCAUACAUUAUUGUUGGCGCGGGCGUCUUCGGUACCUCGACUGCCUACCACCUUAUCAAUAAACAUCCGCAGGCGCAGGUGACACUUAUCGAUCGGGAUGCAUAUGACGCCCCGGCCCGGGUGGCUGCAUCGUGGGACUGGAAUAAGGUGGUACGUGCCGACUACGUUGACAUCAAGUACUGCGAGCUCGCCCUCGAGGCCAAGGAGGUUUGGGCCAAAGACGCGCUAUGGAAGCCCUUCUACCACGAGAGUGGCGUUUAUUGGAUCUCGCCCACCAACUUUGCCCAGAAAGUGGCAGACAAUUUCAAGAAACUGGGCGCCGAGUUCGAGCUGUACGUUCUACCCGUCGACGAGGCACGAAAACAAUUUGAUGGGUUGUUUAAUGAUGCCGACUAUACCGGCGUCAAGGAGGUGCUCGUUAACAAGAGUAGCGGCUGGGGUGCUGCCAAGGAUGCCCUGCAAAAGGUAACGAAGACAGCUGUUGGACUUGGUGUGCGCUAUGUCGUGGCCGAGGUGACCGCACUCCAGUUUGAUGGUGCUGGUGACUGCACAGGUAUCACUACGGCCAAGGGCGACUCCCUUUUGGCGAGCCAUAUCAUUUUAUCCACGGGUGCCUACACGCCCAUGCUUCUUGCCAACAGCGCACCGGACCGCGAAGACCUACAGGCGGGUGGGCGCAUGAUUGCAACAGGCACGACUGAGGCAACAGCCAGGUUGGAUCCCAGUGAUUUGACAAGAUUCGCCCAGGGGCCUGUUGGUAUCUCGACGUUGCCUCAAGAUCGAGGCGCCAGUAACGGAAGUCUGCCAACCGUUGAUAACUGCAUGAAGUUCUGGGGUCAGACAAUGUACAAGAAUACUCAUCCACAUUCAUCUGGGCGUAACAUUUCCAUGCCGCCAAAAGAUCCCGACUACGCCAUGUGGCAUGUUCCAGAACUCCUCAAAGAAGACGUGCGGCUUGCCAAUACACAGAUAUUUGGCCAUAUGGGGGAAGGUCUAACCUUUGAUCAGUACCGAAUCUGCUGGGAUGCUGUGACACCGAGCGAGGAUUUCAUCAUAUCGCCUCACUCGGCUUGCAACAACUUAUUUGUCGCCACCUGUGGCUCAUUCCACGGCUGGAAGUUCUUUCCCAUACUUGGCAAGUACAUCGUCCAGAUGCUUGAGGGCACAUUGGAUCAAGAGCUGGUCAAGAAGUGGGCUUGGGCCCGGCAUCUGCCUGACACCGAUAACAACGGAGUAUGGCCAAGGAAAGAGUUGGCUGAUCUUAAGUCGACCUAAGUAGUAUCAGGGUUCUCUGGGGCUUCUGCCGUUUGUCAGUUAUCUAUGAUAGUCAACUAAUCGAUUAAAUAUAAUGAAACGAGUAAGACGUCUAUCUUCACUCAAGACUCGGAGGCGGGGUUGGAC
Pseudomassariella vexata is the source of this 1584-nucleotide messenger RNA. RefSeq names its product FAD dependent oxidoreductase. The record is from RefSeq and is a predicted model, not a curated record. Gene Ontology annotation, molecular function: sarcosine oxidase activity; flavin adenine dinucleotide binding; saccharopine oxidase activity. The transcript is spliced from 3 exons. Lineage: Eukaryota; Fungi; Ascomycota; Sordariomycetes; Amphisphaeriales; Pseudomassariaceae. Bases 172 to 1458 code for a protein of 428 amino acids.